Molecule: messenger RNA, 1605 nt
Organism: Gopherus flavomarginatus (Mexican gopher tortoise)
Lineage: Eukaryota; Metazoa; Chordata; Testudines; Testudinidae
Product: gastrula zinc finger protein XlCGF52.1-like
Exons: 2
Coding region: 361-1605 (414 amino acids)
Biological process (GO): negative regulation of transcription by RNA polymerase II
Molecular function (GO): DNA-binding transcription repressor activity, RNA polymerase II-specific
Source: RefSeq, a predicted model, not a curated record
AACACAACAAAAAGACAAUCUCUGCCCCAAAGAGCUUACAGUCAGAUAGCCCCACUGGAAAUGUACAGCCGUCACUUGAUGGCAGGUGUCGGUCAAGCGCCCACCUGUCCGAAGUAAUGGGGGGCAGUUAUGCUGUCUUUCAGCUUUGAGUGGUUGAUGGGAUGCAGAGGAACAGGGCCCCUCCUUUACCCUGCCCCCAUGCCUUCUGUGGGGGAAUGUUUGCCCCUCGACGCUCUGCUUGGAGAGGUGGCUUCAGGCUCAUAACAUCAGUCGUGCUGUGAUGCAGGCAGUGUGUAGGCUAGAAGUGUCCUGACACCCAACCCAAAUUGUGCUGUCUAGCACACAGGAUUUCAAGCCAAGAUGAGCCCUACUUCAGCAGAUGAUGGGACAGCGAGCAAAGAGAAGGAGAAGCCCCAGAAGGGAUGUUUGGAGAAGCUGGAGCCACAAGGGAUGUCAUCGGUGAAAUCAGAAGAGGAGGUUUUGCAGAGCCUACCGCAGGGAGCGGCUGCACAGCUAGCUAGCCCUGCUGUGAUCAGAGUGGAGAAAUCCACCCAGUGCGACCGAGACUUCGGCCUGCUGAAGGGCUUUGUGGUGCAGCCGAGGGAGAAGCCCUUUGCCUGCAGUGAAUGCGGGAAAAGCUUCCGGCUGAAGGGGAAUUUUGUCAAACACCAGCGGAGCCACGCCAAGGUGCGGCCCUACAAGUGCAGCGAGUGCGAGAAGAGCUUCAACUGCCAGUCGGAGCUGCUGCGACACCAGAUGAUUCACCGCGGGGAGAAGCCCUACAAGUGCAGCGAGUGCGAGAAGAGCUACAGCCGCAAGGUGUAUCUGCUCAACCACCAGCGCGUGCACACAGGGGAGCGGCCCUUCCAGUGCACGGUGUGCGAGAAAAGCUUCCGGCAGAAGGCCGUGCUCAUCUCGCACCAGCGCCUGCACACUGGUGAGCGCCCCUACAAGUGCACCCAGUGUGGUAAGAGCUUCACUCAGCAGUCCAAGCUGACCAACCACUACCGCAUCCACACUGGCGAGCGCCCCUACAAGUGCACCCAGUGCGACAACAGCUUCAGCGAGAAGUCCAAGCUUAACAACCACUACCGCAUCCACACGGGAGAGCGGCCCUACAAGUGCACCGAGUGCGGGAAGAGCUACUGCCGCAAGGAGUAUCUGCUCAACCACCAGCGCCUGCACACCGGCGAGCGGCCCUUCCAGUGCACUGAGUGCAGCAAGAGCUUCAUGCUCAAGAGAAGCUUCAUGAAGCACCAAAGAAAUCACGUGGAAGAGAGACCCCACCAGGGCAGCCCUGUUGCUAAAAGCCAUGAUGAGUCUGUUAACCAUCAGGGUAAUGACCUGGGAGAAGGGCUGAAACACCACAUUGAGUGUGGGAAAAGCUUCAUGGGGAAGCCUGAGCUAGAGAGACACCAGCAGGUCCAUGUCAGGGAGCGGCCACAUCAGUGUGGCACAUGUGAGAAAAGCUUCCGAUAUGAGGAAUCUCUUAAAGAACAUCAGAGUUUCCACAGCACAGAGCAAGGGCAUCCAGAGGUUUCUCAGAGCCCUAGACAGGGAGCAGAGGCCGGACUCCUGGUUGUAAAGAUGGAAGAUACGUGGUAG